Molecule: messenger RNA, 1041 nt
Organism: Ipomoea triloba (trilobed morning glory)
Lineage: Eukaryota; Viridiplantae; Streptophyta; Magnoliopsida; Solanales; Convolvulaceae
Exons: 2
Coding region: 1-1041 (346 amino acids)
Source: RefSeq, a predicted model, not a curated record
AUGGCCUUUGCAUCUUCUACCAUUCGGUCGAAGAGGUCGGCGACUGGACCUCCUAGCGAACAACUGGCGCUCCUCCAAGGCGGUGGGCGAGGGGGAGUCCCGGACUCUGGUGUUCGACGGUCAAAGAGGCUCUUGUCUUGCCACGACUUCGAUCAGCUGGUCGGUUAUUCUGGUGGAGCGUCGAUGGCUCUCCGUGCGUGUACGCUGUCGAAUAGGGAGGCUUCAGGUCGGCCUACUUUAGAACCAGACCAGCCGGUGGGUAGCACUGAUAGUACCUCAUCGGAUGAUGACUUCCAAACGGCGCCUCGUGGGUUUGUGGAGGCAGAUCGUAGGGGCACUGGGGUGGAUGUAGGAAUGGCCAAAGACGGAAGGGCACCAGUGGGGGUUUUCAAAGAGUUCCUCACGAUUAAGACUCGGUGUAGGCCUAAACCACUUGUGUGUGCUAUAAAAGACUUCAAUUCACGUCAAUGUGAAGUGGUUAGGGAGAUUGGAUUUGGGGGUGUGCUUGAACUUCAGGUUACAAAUGCACCGUUAAGGUUGGGUUACUGGUUGGUCACCAACUUCCACCCAGAAGAUAUGUCUGUGCACUUGCCAAAUGGUAUGAAGUUACUACUCACUAAGGAUGAUGUAGCAGCAACAUUGGGUCUACCAUGUGGGCCGAUCACUAUUACAGAACGGGAUAGCCAGGUUGUAGGGCCAUAUUUGCGACAAUGGAGGGAUAAGUUAUGUCAACCUGAGGGGGAUGUGACGGUGAAGGCACUAUGCAAUGCGAUGUUGAGGUGCAAAGAUGGAGAUGUGUGGUUCAAGCGACAUUUCAGUGUCGUGGUAGUCAGCACUCUCUUUGCAAGUGAGCAUAAUGGGUAUGUCAACCAGAAGAUAGUCCAUAUGUUGCAUGAUGUUGAUCGGAUAGCUGAUUUAGAUUGGUGUGGGUUUUUGUUGAAAAAAUUGGUCAACUGUCAUGAGGAUUGGUCUCAACGUAAGCGUCUCAGGUUACCCCUCCACCAUUGCAAGGGGGUAUGUUACCCCUCCACCACAGGUUAA